Rattus norvegicus (Norway rat) is the source of this 3809-nucleotide messenger RNA. It is a transcript of the gene Mtmr6, whose product is annotated as myotubularin related protein 6. Gene Ontology annotation, cellular component: endoplasmic reticulum; endoplasmic reticulum-Golgi intermediate compartment; perinuclear region of cytoplasm. The record is from RefSeq and is marked validated. Bases 85 to 2052 code for a protein of 655 amino acids. Lineage: Eukaryota; Metazoa; Chordata; Mammalia; Rodentia; Muridae. The transcript has 15 exons. Gene Ontology annotation, molecular function: phosphatidylinositol-3-phosphate phosphatase activity; phosphatidylinositol-3,5-bisphosphate 3-phosphatase activity.
AGUUCCUGCGGGUGGCUGUCACCGCCCCGUUCCUCUCCCAAUGGUGUUCUCCUGAGGCUAGCUGCCUGCGGGCGUCGCCCCGGGAUGGAGCACAUCCGGACAACCAAGGUUGAACAAGUAAAGUUACUUGACCGGUUUAGUACCAACAACAAGUCACUGACAGGAACACUGUAUCUUACGGCCACACACCUAUUAUUUAUUGAUGCUCAUCAAAAAGAAACCUGGAUACUACAUCACCAUAUUGCCUCCGUGGAGAAACUUGCUCUGACCACUUCUGGAUGCCCACUCGUGAUUCAGUGCAAGAACUUCAGGAUUGUGCAUUUCAUUGUUCCCAGGGAAAGAGAUUGCCAUGAUAUUUAUAACUCUCUACUGCAACUAUCAAAACAAGCAAAAUAUGAAGAUCUGUAUGCAUUCUCUUACAACCCCAAGCAAAAUGACACUGAGCGGCUGAACGGGUGGCAGCUCAUUGACCUUGCUGCAGAGUACGAGAGGAUGGGAGUGCCCAACGCAAACUGGCAACUGUCCGAUGCCAACCGAGAGUACAAGGUCUGUGAGACUUAUCCCAGAGAGCUGUAUGUUCCUCGGACAGCUAGCCGGCCAGUGAUCGUCGGCAGUUCCAACUUCCGGAGCAAGGGCAGACUUCCGGUCCUGUCCUACUGCCAGCAGGGCACUGAGGCUGCCAUUUGUCGAUGCAGUCAGCCAUUGUCAGGCUUCAGUGCCAGGUGCCUAGAGGAUGAGCAUUUGCUUCAAGCCAUUAGUAAAGCCAACCCAGGAAACCGCUACAUGUAUGUUGUGGAUACCAGGCCCAAGCUUCGCAUGCAGAGCUGGUGGGAUACACAAAAGGACAUUGGCAGAAUUAUAGUGAGGAUUUCUUCAAAAAUCUGGAAUGAUGAGAAAAUAAGAGAAAGCGAUGAGAAAAAGCGACUCAAUGCAAUGGCUAACAGAGCAGCUGGAAAAGGUUAUGAAAAUGAAGACAACUAUUCUAAUAUUAGAUUUCAGUUUGUUGGAAUAGAAAAUAUUCAUGUCAUGAGAUCCAGCCUUCAGAAAUUACUGGAAGUGAAUGGCAGCAAGGGGCUUUCUGUCAACGAUUUCUACUCUGGUUUGGAGAGUUCAGGAUGGCUUCGUCAUAUCAAGGCUGUUUUGGAUGCUGCAAUCUUCUUAGCCAAAGCAAUAGUGGUUGAAAAUGCAAGUGUGCUGGUACACUGUUCGGAUGGGUGGGACAGGACCUCCCAAGUGUGUUCCCUUGGUUCGCUCUUGUUGGAUUCCUACUACAGGACAAUGAAAGGAUUCAUGGUUUUAAUAGAAAAAGAUUGGAUAUCAUUUGGGCAUAAAUUUUCAGAGAGGUGUGGCCAUUUGGAUGGUGACCCAAAGGAAGUCUCACCAGUGUUUACUCAGUUCUUGGAGUGUGUAUGGCAUCUGACUGAGCAGUUCCCACAAGCCUUUGAGUUCAACGAAGCGUUUCUUCUUCAGAUCCAUGAGCACAUUCACUCAUGCCAAUUUGGGAACUUCCUUGGCAACUGUCAGAAGGAAAGAGAGGAACUCAGGUUGAAGGAGAAGACUUACUCCCUGUGGCCUUUUCUUUUGGCUGACAAAAAGAAGUACUUAAAUCCUCUCUACAGUUCCAAAUCUCAGAGAUUGACAGUCUUGGAGCCAAAUACAGCCUCUUUCAAUUUUAAAUUUUGGAGAAACAUGUACCACCAAUUUGAUCGGACGCUCCAUCCCCGGCAGUCUGUACUGAACAUAAUUAUGAAUAUGAAUGAGCAAAACAAGCAGUUAGAGGAAGACGUUAAAGACCUAGAGGCUAAAAUUAAGCAAUGCAAAAGUGGCAUCCUGACGAAGGACUUGCUGCAUGCCGUUCACCCUGAGUCGCCCAGUCUGAAAACCUCACUGUGUCUGAAAGAGCAGAGUCUGCUCCCGGUGAAGGACACACUCCGAGCUGUAGAGGGCAGCAGCCCAGCAGAUAAUCGCUACUGUGACUACACCGAGGAGUUUUCCAAGUCGGAGCCUGCUGUGGUCAGCUUGGAGUACGGCGUGGCCCGAAUGACUUGUUAGCCUCCUUCAGUGGUCCCUGGAUGGCUGUAGUGUGAGAAGGGUCUGUACACACGGGCAGGAGGUCUGAGUGACUUAGGGGCUUAGCAGCAGGUGAAUAGCUGAGAAAAGGUAGCAGCUCUUGGGAGGAGUAAGUCAGCCAAGUGCCACUGGCAGCGAGCGAGUGCUGUUGUGUGUGCUUCCUGGAAAUGAUUUACACAGUGCUAGUGAGCUGGCAGUCUGUUGAUUCAGAUGUUAAUUACAGCCAAACUCAAUAGCUUUCCUUGAGUGUAAUGUAACUCUGAGAGAACAGACCUGACAACCUGAACCCUCAAUGACUGACAUGGCAUGUGCUUUCAGUUCUGGAGCUGUGGCCGUUUGCGUAUUCUGCCACUUAGUGACAUUUUAUUGAAGUGCCAUGUGAAGUACUUCUGAGACAGCCUUAAAGUAGACUCUCGGUUGGUUCUGUGGCCUUUAUAGCCGAGGACAGGAUGUCUGAUCUCUCCUUUAAUCAGCCUUAUUUCUUAUGAAGAGCUGCACUCUCAUUACCUGGGGGCCGCACACUGCAGCGCUCUACAUGGAGAGCUGUGAGUACUCCGCUAGCUAGUUCGUGAUUAGCCAGCUCCACCCGUAUUGAAAUUAGUGCUACGGAAGGCUUUGUUCUGGUUGUCAGUUGUCUCGAUCUGCAGCUGACAGUUCAUUAUUCACAGCUUAGAGGACUCAUUUCUUAGGCCACUAUAAGCACAUUUGGCAUUUACUUUCGGCUUACUGCAGUCUAUUAAUUCCUCCUCUGGUUGGCUUUAAUCCUUUGAUAACUGUACAUUUAAAGUGGCAAAGCUCCAAAGUGUUCUGAGUACUACAUACAUUUUUACCUUGAGAGCAGCUGCCUACAGACUUUCAGGUAAAGGAAAGGGGGAGUGCUGGUGGUGGAGAUUUGCGUGGUUAUGAUUUUAAAGCGACCAUUUUUAUGUAGAGCAUAUUUCUUUUCUCUUAAUAUAGACGGGACAGAGAAGGGAGCACUGAGGGAGGCAGUUAAUGUCCAACAAACGGCAGCUUUGACGCUGGAAAAGGGUUUAUUUUGCUUUGUUGGACUCAUUGUUUAUCCCAUGCACUGAGACAUACGUAUCUGUUUUUUAAAAAUCACUUGCAAUUGGCAGUAUUACCAGCUGGCUUUCAAACAAAGUUUAAUACCAUUGAUGGUAUAAAGUACAGUUCAGGGGCACUAUGAAAUCUGUGUAUGUUAUCAUAUAUAUCUCCUGAUUAUAUCUAUAUCUGUAAUAUUUCUUGUAUUAGUUUUGAACAUAAGUAUCUUUUUUUGGAAAAAAAAGCUUUAUUGUAUGUGAUUUUAUCUAGUCCUUAUUUUUCCAGUUUACUUGUGUAAGCCCUUAUGUAAUAAAACACUGCAUUUUAAAGCAUAACAGAAAUAUACUAAAAAAUACAAUGUAUAAUUAACAGUGUUUAGACAUUGGGAAGGGAAACUUAAUCUCUGAGGCCACACAUGAAGUUCCGUGCCUUGGUUCCCGUCAGGCUGUGGGUUUAAACUUCUAUGGCAGACUUCUUAGUCAUCUUUUCGGUUCAUUAUGCUAAUCAUCAAUUUCACAUGUAUAUAUGUGUUUACAUGCUCACACACAGAUAAGAUCCUGAGUGACGCACAGGGCAUAUGUUGGCAAAAGUCUGUAAAUGUCUUAUAAAAUUAGGUUUACAUUCAUUGUGUUUUGGGAUCUAUAGCAUGUAAAUUAUUUCGUGUAUUAUUUAAAGGCAAUUAAAUGUUCGUGUUUUAC